Molecule: messenger RNA, 2415 nt
Organism: Pyrus x bretschneideri (Chinese white pear)
Lineage: Eukaryota; Viridiplantae; Streptophyta; Magnoliopsida; Rosales; Rosaceae
Product: pentatricopeptide repeat-containing protein At3g16610-like
Exons: 1
Coding region: 1-2415 (804 amino acids)
Biological process (GO): RNA modification
Molecular function (GO): protein binding; RNA binding
Source: RefSeq, a predicted model, not a curated record
AUGGCACGUCAACUGAUUGAUAGAAUUCCUCAACCAGACUUGGUUGCCUGGAAUGCACUCAUUCCUGGUUAUUUGUCGAACGGAUUGAAUUGGGAAGCGUUUGAUGUUUUUGACGAGAUUCUCGUUAUGGAUUUGAAGCCGAAUUUGAGCACUCUGGCCACUGUUAUUCCUGUUUGCACUCGCUUGGGGUGUAUGCAUACCGGUAAGUCCCUACAUUGCUUUGCUAUCAAAUCUGGUUACUUGUCGAAUAAUUUUUUGGUUCCUGCUUUGAUUUCAAUGCAUGCCGGGGAUGGGGAUUUGUGCGGUGCUAGAAACUUGUUUGAUUCUGUACCGGAAAAGAAUGUUAUUGUUUGGAAUGCUAUGAUUUCUGCAUACACACAAAUGCAGAAGGCCAUCUCAGCUUUUGAGAUGUUCCGAUGUAUGCUUCGGGUUGACUUGCAGCCUAAUUUCGUCACCUUCGUGUCCGUUAUUCCCUCAUGUGAGAAUUCCAGUAGCCUUUCUUUCGGCGAGUCCCUUCAUGCUUGUGUUAUUAAACAUGGAUCAGAAAAUCAAUUGCCAGUCCUAACAGCCCUUGUAUCAAUGUAUGCCAAGCUUGGAGACACUGAUUCAUCCCGGUAUCUUUUCGAGCCAAUGCCCAGUAAAAACCUUCUUUUGUGGAACUCAAUGAUUUCUGGGUACAUGUACAACGGGCUAUGGAAUUUAAGUCUCGGUGUAUUUCGUGAAAUGCAAUUUUCAGGGUCUGUUCCAGAUGCAGUCUCCAUCGUUAGUGUUCUUUCUGCGUGCUCCAAACUUGAGGCGGAUUUAGUGGGGAAGUCUGUGCAUGCAUUUAGUAUUAGGAAGGGUUUCCUCUCAAAUCUCAAUCUGUCAAAUGCCCUGUUGGCAUUUUACUCUGAUUGUCAUCGCCUCUCCUAUUCAAUUACUUUGUUGCGUGAAAUGCCUACAAAAAAUUCCAUAACAUGGAACACGUUAAUAUCCUGUUGUGUGCACCACUGCGAGAUGGAAAAGGCGGUUGCCUUUUACUACCAGAUGCAGAAAGAGGGCUUCCAGUUGGACUUAGUCACCCUGAUAAGCAUACUCCCUAGUCUCAGUGAGAAGAAAAGCUUAGGGCAAGGAAUGGCUAUUCAUUGUUACACUAUAAAAUACGGGUUCUCUGCCGACAUCUCUCUGGCAAAUUCACUUAUUAGCAUGUACUGCAACUGUGGAGACCUUGAUGCCGGGAGGUUACUUUUCAAAGUCAUGCCAACGAGGAGUGUGGUGUCUUGGAAUGCUCUGAUGACUGGCUUCCGAAACCACAAUUUACAGAAUGAGGUUUGGGUCUUGUUUGGUGAAAUGAUAAAGGAUGAUGAGAGACCAAAUUAUGUAACUUUGCUAAAUUUAUUGCCAGCAUGCCGCACACAAUUACAGGGUAAGUCUAUCCAUGCUGUCGCCUUCAGAACCGGAAUUGUACAAGAAACCCCUCUCCUUACAUCACUUAUGUUCAUGUAUGCUAGAUUUGAGAACAUUAACUCUUGCCUGUUACAGUUCCAAACGGGAAACAUGAAGGAUAUUUCGUUGUGGAAUGCAAUUUUGUCUGUGCAGAUACAAACUAAAAAUAGCGAAAUUGCAGUUUCAUUUUUCCGCGGAUUGCUUCGGAUGGGAUUGGAACCCGACAAUGUGACAGUUCUGAGUUUAGUUUCUGCUUGUGUUCAACUCAAUAGCCUCAAUCUAGCAGAUUGUGUAACGGCGUACAUAAUACGAAAAGGCUUUGACAAAGAUCUGGUUAUCAGUAAUGCCCUAAUCAAUAUGCUUGCAAGAUGCGGAAACAUAUUGAGUGCAAGGAAGCUGUUUGAAGGGCUGGUUGAAAAGGAUUCCGUGUCUUGGAAUGUGAUGAUUAAUGGAUACGGUCUGCACGGGGACGGUGAAGGUGCCCUAGAUCUUUUCUUGCAGAUGAAGCUUUCAGGAGUAAAACCCAAUGGGAUUACAUAUUCAAGUAUUCUAUCAGCCUGCAGCCAUUGCGGCUUGGUCGAGCAAGGCCGGUUGGUAUUCAACUCUAUGGCGGAACAUGGGAUAUCACCCGAAAUCGAGCAUUAUGCCUGCAUGGUGGAUCUUCUCGGAAGAACAGGUAACCUGACUGAGGCUUAUGCCAUUGUUAGGGCACUGCCCUUUAAACCUUCAACAAGUAUGCUUGAAUCUUUGUUGGGGGCCUGUAGAAUCCAUGAGGAUGUUGAACUUGGCGAAAGAAUUGGUAGGAUGCUUUCGGAAUCGGACCCGGAAAACUCGAGAUCACAUGUGAUGCUUUACAAUGUGUAUGCAGCAGCUGGGAGGUGGGGAGAUGCUGAGAGAGUGAGGUCUGAGAUGGACGAAAGACAACUGAGAAAAGUACCUGGAUUUAGUCUUGUCAUGGGAAAUGGAUUCAAUGAUAAGGAAGUGUAUUGA